Oryzias melastigma (Indian medaka) is the source of this 3846-nucleotide messenger RNA. RefSeq names its product ribonucleoprotein, PTB-binding 2 (gene raver2). The record is from RefSeq and is a predicted model, not a curated record. Gene Ontology annotation, cellular component: cytosol. The coding region runs from base 236 to 2875 and encodes 879 amino acids. Lineage: Eukaryota; Metazoa; Chordata; Actinopteri; Beloniformes; Adrianichthyidae. The transcript has 16 exons. Gene Ontology annotation, molecular function: mRNA binding.
AGCUAGAUUAUUUGGAAAGAGUGUUUUAAAAAACGAAAUAUUAAAUUAACUAUUCACAUUAUGCAUUAACAGUAAUCCCCCUGCCCCGCUUUUAAAUCCUAAUUACAUUUUGGACGGUUUUUCCUACACGCACGCGCGCACUUGAACACACCUCCCACCUGCGCCCGCGUGCGCGCUCUCCGUAUCACCCUGUCACUCUCUCGCGCUCCUCACACUUUUCUCUCAGCUACCCAAGAUGGCGGCAGCUUCGUCCAUCCAGCCGCCGAGCGUUCACUCUUCUCUCGCCCAGGACGGCGCGCUUUCCCCGGCAAUGGACAGCCCCGAGAGUCGGCAGCCGGAGGAUGAGGAGGCGACGGCAGCGGCUGCGGCGGCGGCAGCGCAGCCCUCGGAGCCGGGGAUUAGCCUCCGCGACCUGUCGGACCUGGAGCCGGAGGAGGUGGAGAGGAGGCUGUCCAAAACUCGCCAGGAGCUGAGCAACAGGAGGAAGAUCCUCAUUAAGAACCUGCCGCCGGACACCACCAACCAGGAAGUCCAUGAAAUUCUGAAAGAGUAUGAACUGAAGUACUGCUUUGUGGACCGCAACAAAGGCACAGCCUUUGUGACUUUGCUGAACGGGGACCAGGCUCAGGAUGCCAUCCGCUCCCUCCACCACAGCACUGUCCGAGGACGCCUGAUCAACGUGGCCCUGCAGCCUACAGACUCCCUGCUUUGCCUCACCAACCUGCCUCACACCUUCACCGCGCAGCAGUUCGAGGAGCUGGUGCGCUCGUAUGGAAACAUUGAGCGCUCCUUCCUGGUGUACAGUGAGUUAACGGGCCACUCCAAAGGAUAUGGGUUUGUGGAAUACAUGAAGAAGGACUCCGCUUCCCGGGCCCGUUCUGAGCUUCUGGGUCGGCCUCUGGGGGACCGCUCGUUGAUGGUGCAGUGGAUGGAUGUGAACCAGCUGAGCCAAGAGGAGAACCUGCACUCAAAGUGCCUAUGUGUGGACCGAUUACCACUGGACCUUUGUGACUCUGAAGAACUGACGCAAAUUUUCUCCGAAACCUAUAAGCCUGUUUUCUGCCAGCUUGCUCAGGAUGAAGGCAGCCCUGUGCGAGGCUUCGGUGUGGUGGAGUAUGAAAGCGCAGAGCAGGCUGAGGCUGUGCUGAUAGAGAUGGACCGAACACUGGUGGGAGGACAGGAGGUCCGUCUGUCGCUCUGUACCCCCGGCACCUCAGGGAGAAGCACCUUGGCUGCACUCAUUGCUGCCCAGGGUAUGAUCCUAAGUAAUAGGAAAGGAUUGCUACCUGAGCCGAACCUGGCUCAGCUGCUGACAAGUAUGACCAAUCCAGCUGCCCUGCAGAUCCUCAUGAGACCCUACCACAGUGGCAAACGAGGAGGAAAGUACGGGCGGAACAACAGCUUCCCAUUCCUCAGACCUCCCCUCACUGCAGCUCUGCUCACGCUGGGAAAAGCUCACCAGAGUGCUAUGGUCAGUAAUGGACUAGUCCUCCAGAACCUGCUGCACAUGCAGCUUGCUCAGCAGCAGCUUCUUCACAUCAAAGACAAACGCAUCAACAGUGUUUCCAGUCUGCUUGGGGACCCGUCCAGAUUGCUGAUGCAGAAAGCUUUGUCCCUGCGGCCUCCGGGGCUCAUGCCGCUGGGAAAAGGUCUCCUCGGAGACUCUCCAACAGAGUUGGGCCAGGAGCCAGUGCCAGUGUCUACCCACAAUACAACAGGCUUGGUGUCAACUCCGGGUGGGAUGCCGUACCUGCAGUGUCGCGCUGGAGACCAAAACAUCUCUCACUCUGGGUCCACAACCCUUCCCGCUUCCACUUCUUCUUCCUCCUCCUCCUCCUGCGACAAGCAGCCGGCGCCCCCUGGGACGAUGGUGAGCUCCCAGCUGCAGGGACAAAGCUACUCCUUGGGUAUGAGUAACUCAGGCCUUGGCCCGCCUCCACCUAAACACCCUGGAGGAGUUUAUUCAUCAACAAGCCAGCACAGCGGCUCAGAAGGCAGCAGCCUGCCUAACAUGGCCAACAGUGGACAGAGCUCCUUGUUGGGAGAGCCUCCUAAAGAAGUCCGACUGCCCUCCAACCCUUACCUGAACUUGGCCAGUGUGAUGCCAGGAGUCGUUCUGCAAGGCGCCGUGGGAAACAAGGCCCAGGGAGGGCAGCCCAGCUCCGGGGUGUACACCAGCGCCGUUGCUCCGGGUGUGUCCCAGGGCCCCAGCCCCUUUCAGCACGCCGCAGCCGCAACUGCCCCCCCCUACACUCCUGAUGCCGCCACUGACUACAGCCAGUAUAACCAGGCCUACACACAGGAUGCCAUGCAGCAGUGGUACCAGCACUAUCAAGCAGCCCAGGCUCACACCUACAGCGCCGCUCCUCAGCAGGACAGCACAGCUGUAGACUACAACAAGGAGCACACACAGGCUCCUGCAACAUCCACCUAUGGAGAUUACAGUUCCUACAUGCAGGCUGUCACUCAGUACUACUCACAACCUGCAGCAGCUACUCAGGCCUUCCCCAGCAAGGAGUUGGACGUGUGUAAACCUCUGGGCGUCUCCCUGCACACGGUCAGUAACGGCGCAGCCCCUCCUCCAGCCGUGCUGCCGGCCGCCGCCGUGCUCCCAGCCUACAGCACCCUGCCUCUGAUGCCGGGCUUCCUGCAGGCGCCACACCCGGCGGCGGCAGCUCCGACCCCCGUCACGCCGGCUCACCCCGCAGCCACGGACUGGAACGCGUACUACUAUAACCAGACGAGGGGUCUAAAGAGGGAGUAUCCCAAGCUGGCCGUACAGGAAGUGCCGUCGUCCGAGGGGGCCUACAUCGGGCAGCACUCCCAGGGCCUGGGGGGGCAGUACGCCGACUACUUUAAGAGGAAGAGGCUCUGAGUGAACUGAAGCCCCUCACAGCCUGCAGCUCAGGGAGGGAGGCACGCCCAGCUGGACGUCAGAGCUCCCUCUAGUGGCCUUUCUGCUGCCGUGUUGCUGGUGUGGAGUUUAGUAGAAUUAGGCUGAAGUGAAGAAAAAAGCCAUAAUGCUCUUUGAAUUUGGCACACACAUCGACAGCUUUGCUUUUGUCCUGUUCCAGCCUUAACUAUUUAACUUGUUGUUUCUCAGUCAGUGCGUUCUUAACUAAUAUUUACCUUUACAUGUUUUUCUAAUAUCAUUGAGACUGAUGUAAAAUGUAUCUGCAGGCGGGCGGGCGGGCGGGUGACCUCUGUGCCUGCUGGGGCUGUCGUAGGACUGGUCUACCAGUCAGGCCUGCCCCACCCCGACCACCACUCCACUUUUCCAAAACUAAACAUGUCUGAUGAGAUGCACUCCCACCCCCACAAGAACAGCAGUGUUUGUUCUCCUGUACGUGAAGGAAGUGUCAGCCAUUUUAUUCCCAAACAUGGGAGCACAUCAGGAAAAAAAAAGAUGUGAGCCAAUCAGAGUGGUGACUAAAACAUCUUCCCAUCGUGGAUUGACCUUUCUUACAAAAUAAAGUUCAAUGUUUUGUAAAUACUGCCAUGUAAUAUAGAAUAUAUGAAGCCAUGCGUGACAGACAAUAUCAUUAGAGUAAUAAUAAUAAUAAAAUGGGCUUUUCCAGCUUUUUAUGUGUUUUUCACCACAAAUAGAAAAUAUUUAUGAACUUUUUUUUGGUGAAUCUAUAACAUACUGUCAUGUAUUUGUAAUAUAUCAAUAUUCUGAGGCAACUUUAGUCAUGUAUUUACUUUCCGUUUUGUUACCAUUAAGCCAAAUGUUAGGACAAUCUUUGGAAGGUUUUGCUGAGAAGAUAACAGAAGCUUUAUUUCUGUGAAAGAUUCACGUCAUUGUUACUCUGUACUAAUGAAAGCCUGUUGGACACAAAAAAAAAA